Molecule: messenger RNA, 1839 nt
Organism: Nicotiana tabacum (common tobacco)
Lineage: Eukaryota; Viridiplantae; Streptophyta; Magnoliopsida; Solanales; Solanaceae
Product: beta-glucosidase 18-like
Biological process (GO): carbohydrate metabolic process
Molecular function (GO): beta-glucosidase activity
Source: RefSeq, a predicted model, not a curated record
AUGAAGAUAGGAACCACUAAGAACUCCUAUUUCAUUUGUUUCCUCUUACUGUUGCGACAUGUUUCUGCAAAGAACAUCAUAGGCCAAGGAGGAAAUGAGUUGGAAGAAGAGGUUAAAAGAUCAGAAUUCCCAGAUGGUUUUCUUUUUGGAACAUCAACUUCUGCCUAUCAAAUUGAAGGAGCAUAUAUUGAAGAUGGCAGAAGCCUUAGCAACUGGGAUGUUUAUUGUCGUAUCAAUGGUAGAAUACCCAAUGGAGGAAGUGGAGACAUAGCUGACGACCAUUACCAUCGUUACUUGGAAGACAUUGACAGAAUGGCGUCUCUUGGAGUAAAUGCUUAUCGAUUCUCCAUUUCAUGGAGUAGAAUUCUACCAAGAGGGAGGUUCGGAGCUGUGAAUCCUGCUGGAAUCAAGUUUUAUAACAAUAUCAUUGAUAAUCUCUUACUCAAAGGAAUAACACCAUUUGUGACGAUCCACCAUGAUGACUAUCCUCAGGAAUUUGAGGACAGAUAUGGGGCCUGGCUCAGUCCACUUAUGCAGGAAGAGUUUGUACACUUUGCAGAAACAUGUUUUAAGAGUUUUGGGGAUAGAGUAAAGUACUGGGCUACUAUAAAUGAGCCUAAUUUAUUUGCGGAAAUGGCCUAUUUGAAAGGUGUGUUCCCACCUUCACAUUGUUCGCCCCCUUUCGGGAAAUGUUCCUCUGGUAAUUCCGACGUGGAGCCUCUACUUGUUGUCCACAAUUCAAUAUUGGCACAUGCAAAGGCUGUCAAACUCUAUCGUCACCAAUUCCAGACUGAACAAGGUGGAAUGAUAGGGAUGGUGGUGAGCGCUUACAUGUAUAAGCCAAUGACAGAUGAUGAGGCUGACACCAAAGCUUCAACUAGGGCUUUGGCCUUUCAUGUUGCCUGGCUUCUUGAUCCUCUAGUAUACGGAGAUUAUCCAAUAGAAAUGCGAGAGUAUCACGGGAAGAAAUUACCAAAGUUCAGCUCCGAAGAAAAAAGGCUUAUAAAAAAUAGCACAGACUUCAUUGGGCUUAACCAUUACACAACUUGGUUCGUUAAGGAUUGCCUUCAUUCCAACUGCACAUGCGUGGACACUGAUGUUCUUUGUACCCAUGGUGAAAAUCGUGCAAUUUGCGGGUUUCUGCUCAUUACUGGACAGAAAGAUGGUGCAUCCAUUGGAGAUCCAAUGGGAAUGCCUGGAGUUUACGUUGUUCCGCAAGGCAUGGAAGACAUUGUUGAUUACGUUAAGAAGACAUACAAUAACAUACCUAUAUAUGUAACUGAAAAUGGAUACGCUUCAAACGAGAAUCAAGGAGGAGGAUAUGACUUGGAUCAAGACAUGAAGCGAAUUAAAUAUCACAAAGCAUACCUAGCAUCUUUGGCUCGUUCAAUCAGGAAUGGUGCGGAUGUGCGUGGUUAUUUCAUAUGGAGCUUGAUGGAUAAUUUCGAAUGGAGAUUUGGUUACACCAUUAAAUUUGGGCUUUAUCAUGUCGAUCCUCUCACGUUGGAUCGAAGUCCAAAACUGUCGGCCCAAUGGUAUAAAAACCUCCUCACUAACAGUAGCCUCAACAGUAUACAAGCAAAGGGCUCAAUAUAAAACAUUUUUUCAGACUAGAAUCGCGAGUGUGUAUUUAAUGAGGUAGGACCUAUGUAGUACGAUUGAGAUACUCCAAAAUUUUUAUGUAUGAAUAUUACAUAGUAAUAAAAGCCCAAGUCAAGUAAUAAGUAGGGGAUCAGAAAUAAUUAUUAUUUGGAGGUUUAUUGUUGGGCGUAUUUAUAAUUUAGCUAAUUACAUUCUGGAGCUACUAAUUACUUGCUAUGAGAUGUAUGUCGUUGUAUU